This is a messenger RNA of Microthlaspi erraticum, 399 nucleotides long. NCBI's taxonomy places the organism in Eukaryota, Viridiplantae, Streptophyta, Magnoliopsida, Brassicales, Brassicaceae. The record is from the annotation of a GenBank genome assembly.
AUGAGCGUAACCAUUUCGGUCGCAGACGCCGUCUGGUCGAAUAUCGAAUCUACCGGCUCUGUAACUGAAGAACAGCUCUCAGUCUUGCAUCAGUUGUUUGGUAAGAAUCUUGAGAAAGCAACAAGAAUAGUCGACAAGAGAGGCGUGAAGAAAAUCUCUGGCUUACCAAGUGGAAGAUCCAUCUUUCAGGUGGUGGGAGAAUCACAAAAGAGGGAAGAGUAUCUUUGCUUCCCAGGAGAUUACUGUGGUUGCUAUUCUUUCUUCUAUGAUGUUGUUAGCAGAGGAGAGCAACAAUGUUGUAAACACCAAUUGGCUGCGAGGUUGGCUUCUUCUUUAGGUACAUACAGCGAAAUCGAGGUCUCAGAUGAGCAUCUUGCCUUAAUGCUCUCAAAGAUCUGA